Hepatospora eriocheir is the source of this 1254-nucleotide messenger RNA. The record is from the annotation of a GenBank genome assembly. Lineage: Eukaryota; Fungi; Microsporidia; Hepatosporidae.
AUGUUACUUAAGAGAAAUGAGAAUGUAAAAACGAUAAAUAAGUAUAGUUGGAAACCAUCAACUAAAUAUUUUGAUUAUCAGUCUACAACACCUAUGGAUAGUAGAGUUAUAGAAGCAAUGUUACCAUACAUGACUGAAGUGUUUGGUAAUCCACAUAGUAGAACACAUUCGAUGGGAUGGAAUGCAGAAAAAGCAAUGAAUGAUAGCCGUAAAAAAGUAGCAGAAGUAAUAAAUGCAGAUUCAUCAGAAAUAAUUUUUACUAGCGGAGCAACAGAAGCAGAUAAUCUUGCACUAAAGGGAUUCUCAGAGUACUAUAAUUAUGAUCUUCAUAUAAUAACAGCACAGACAGAACAUAAAGCAAUAUUAGAGGCAUGUCGAUACCUGGAAGAUAAGGGUGUUAAAAUAACUUAUUUACCAGUUGAUGAAAAAGGACACGUUUGUAUUAAAAAGUUAAGAAGUGCAAUAACACCAAAAACAAAACUAAUAUCAAUAAUGGCAGUUAAUAAUGAGAUAGGAGUAGAGAAUAAUUUAGAUGAGAUAGGAAACGUAUGUAGAGAGAAGAAUAUUGUGUUUCAUACUGAUGCAGCACAAGCUUAUUCAAAGAUUCCAAUUGAUGUAAAAAAGUCUAAUAUUGGAAUGUUAAGUAUAUCAGGACAUAAGAUAUACGGACCCAAAGGAAUAGGAGCUUUAUAUGUCAGGAGGAACCCAAGAGUACGUUUAGUUAAACAACUGCAUGGAGGAGACCAAGAGAGGGGUAUUCGUUCAGGAACAGUUCCUGUAUUUUUAGCAGUCGGAUUGGCUAAGGCAGCUGAAAUAUCAAAUAGUAAUCAGAAAGAAGAGACAAAGAAACUUAAACAUUUGAAUGCUAAGUUUAUAGAAACACUCACUAAUGAAAUGGGGAAUGAAUUUAUAAUAAAUGGAAAGAAUACAUUUCCUGGGUGUCUUAAUAUUUCAUUUCCAUAUGUGGAAGGAGAAGGUUUAUUAAUGAAACUUAAAGAUUAUGCAUUGAGUAGUGGUAGUGCUUGUACAUCAGCAUCAUUAGAACCUUCUUAUGUAUUGAGAGCUUUAGGAAGAUCAGAUGAUUUAGCACACUCUUCUAUUAGAUUUGGUUUUGGAAGAUUUUCUACAGAAACAGACGUUAUUAAUUUAGCAAAGAAAACUGCAUCAGCUGUUAAUAAUUUAAGAGAAAUGUCUCCUCUUUAUGAAAUGGCAAAGUCGGGAAUUGAUCUUAGUUCAAUCAAAUGGACUGCUUAA